UAACGGGGAUUUAACAAAUUGUUAGCCUAGUUCAAAGUUCAAGGUUGUUUUGAGUUACCGAACUUAUUUUACCGAAGAGCUCCGAGUUAAACAGCACGUCGUUUGUAUUGACUUGACCUAGGCUAGCGACAUGUUAUUAUUUUUUUUUGCCUGUUACAUCACCAAGUCGCGGGUGAAUAGUUUACCAUAAUGGAGUUGGGGAUAAUAUAAAAGGAUGUAAAUCACAGAAAAGCAGAGCUCUUUUUUAGCGGCUACUGGGAUGGAUUUGAGUGUCGAGUUUCGUUGUGACUUUGUGAAGAAAUCAAAACGUUCGACAUUGGUGCGCGUCCUAAAUCGGUGCCUACAAGUAUUCAACAUCCUCCUAGUGUUGCAAGUAACAGCCUCAAAUCAAUCUCAGGAGUCCUCAGCACGUCCAUCUUCUACCACACUAGCCCGACAUGCUCGUGUCUUGGAUAUGUACCCUGUCACUUCUGUUAGCCAGGAAGGUCAAGAGAUAAAUGGUUUCCUGCUAAAGAAAGUUCUAGUGGUUGUGUCACCUGGUCUUCGCAUACCCCCAGACCACAUACACCUCCCGACACUGUGGGAGAAGAAACAACACCAGUGUAAAUUUAGAGAAACUUUAAAGCUCCACAAGUCUGAAAAAUUUGAAAGCUUUGAAGAAAUUCUAUCAACAAAAGAAAAAUUUAAAAGGAAAUCUAAUUCGGCUUUCAAAGUUUUCAAGUUUGAUCCUGAAACUUGUCGCGGCGAGAGUUUAUCUGCUGCGGGCGUACUUCACAUGAUCCAUGUUGGAGAGCAUUUAUCAAAGGUUUACUUGAGCAAGCUGAAAAGUUUACAACAUGUAAUGAGCCAGGGUCUGGCUGAGAGUGUAGGGGACGAGGUGCUGUUCCACAGCAUGAAUGCACUACUGUACGGGCUGUUAACAGAGAAACAGUUCAUUCAUAGCGACGUUGUCAAGGUUCCGUCAGACUUUCAUUUCAAAACGGAUGUCAAACAACCUCAGGAUGAUCUUCAUUUUUACGUAGCAGAAUCUUAUAAACAAGAAACUCAUUUACUGAAAUCUAAUAAAUUAUCUAUACUAGAAACAGGGAUGAAAGAUGAAACAACUGCCAAGGAAGCAAUAAAUUACCUUUUAAACCAACUUUACCCCAAGCUAGUUGUCAGAAAACAGAAUAAUCAAGAAUUCGAUAACUCAAAUUUUGGUAAUCAAAAUAAAGAUCUACAUUUUAAUUAUAUAACCAAUAUUUUCAAUUCAUCUGAUACUCAUCACAAGUAUUUAACAUCAAAUCCACUUUUUCACACGUAUGCGGUGUCUCUGACCUAUCCCCUGCGUCAACACAUAAAAAACUUUAUUUUGUCCAGUGAAGAUUUACCGGAGGAACAGGAUAUGAAAUUGCUAGCUGUAGAUGAGCUGUUGAUGUUGAGUCUUCUGGCAUCAUUAAAUCUCACUGUCAGCAAUCAUUUGAUGCCUGGCUCUAGACUGGUCUUUGAAACUUAUGAACCAAAAUUUCUCAGUCCGCUUGACAAGCCUGAAAAGGUGGACAAGCUACUGAAACUGAUGAACAUUCCAUUAGAGAAAAGAAAUCCUUUAAGCUUUGUUCGUGUUCUAUACAAUGGUAAAGUGAUCUCAUCUUCAUUUGCUAGUUGUGGGAGUAGUGAGGUAGGUUUUUGCCAUUACUCCGAUACAGCGACUAUCUUAGAUUAUCUCGUUAAUGAUAAAGAGUUAAAAUUAGAGUUGUAAAUUUUUUGGAUGUGAGCUUAGAUUAUUUUGUUAUCGGUAAAAGAUUUAGAUUUAGAUUAGAGUAAUCUAUCUUAGUUGAUUUUGUAAUGGAUAUAAAUGUAGCAGUUUUUAAAACUUGCUUUUUAGGCUGUGACUUCUAAAGGAGGAAAUAUUUUAAAGAUUUAGUUAGUUUGUUUUGACUACUUAGUUUAGUUAUCUUGAUUGACUGAAAAAUCAAGUGUUAAAAAUUAUAUUCAGUAUUUUAUCAAAUGUAGUUAGUGUUAGAUUAACUUUACCAGGUUGGUAAACUUUGAGUUUGUAGUUAAAAGUCUCACCUCUCAUUCCUGUCAUAGAAUUUUAUUCAUGAUUAUUUGUGUAAACAAAGUUAAAAAAUCAAUGACUAAAUUGUAUGAUAAUUUUAAACAUUUGAUCUUCUAAAUAUCUGAAAAUUUUCCUUGUGUAUUCUUAGCUUCUGCACCAUUUGUUUAAAAGCACAUUAACAGCUUUAGUUUAGAUUCACAUUGUUUGUUAUAUUAAUUUUUUUAGAAGUAGCGUUGGUCUAAUUUACUGCUUUAUACCAUACAGAUAUUUCUGGCGCACAGCAAAUUUUGUUCACAUGUGAAUCAUUGAUUUUAUAAGUACCACUAGACAGAUAUAGAUAUAGAAUGAUUAUAACGCUUUUUGUUACUAUUUUUAAAGCCAAUAUUAUUACUCUAAGAUCUGUUAUUUUUAAGCUGAGCCAGGUAUGUUGUCUCACUUGAGUUACCUCCCUUCUGUCAUGAUGCUUUUCGUCAUGAGAAGUGACAAAUGUGCCAUGAUAUUUAAUUUACACAAAGCUAUUUUUUUUUUUGUUAUAAUUAUUUAUACAUAUAUAUUGAUACAUCUAUAGCCCAAUAAGUUUAUAAUUACUGCCAUAUUAAUAUAAUGUUAAUGUAAUGUCAGCAAUUGUUAUUGUUUUAGGAGCAAGUUAACAAUCACUGCUUGUUGUGUAUUGUAAAGAAUUCGUUAAUAAUUAUUUUGUUAAAUAAAAUGUUAAAUUACAUACAUCGUGAUGGCAUUACUAAGGUAGCAAUAUUACUACAUAGAUCUGUUUUUAUCCCGUAC
This is a messenger RNA of Physella acuta, 2821 nucleotides long. RefSeq lists its product as uncharacterized. The record is from RefSeq and is a predicted model, not a curated record. NCBI's taxonomy places the organism in Eukaryota, Metazoa, Mollusca, Gastropoda, Physidae.